Messenger RNA from Leptinotarsa decemlineata (Colorado potato beetle), 1195 nucleotides. RefSeq names its product lysosomal acid phosphatase. Lineage: Eukaryota; Metazoa; Arthropoda; Insecta; Coleoptera; Chrysomelidae. Gene Ontology annotation, molecular function: phosphatase activity. Gene Ontology annotation, biological process: dephosphorylation. The record is from RefSeq and is a predicted model, not a curated record.
AGUCAUCAAAACCGCAGUAGUAGGAUCGGUAGAAAAAGUGAAUUGAAUUCAACAGAAAUCAUGCUGGUUGAGAUGCUAGUCUUUCUCGUAACUCUCAUCACACCGAUUUUCGCAACAUCAACUUUAAUUUCUGUAGUACAGGUAUUUCGUCAUGGCCAAAGAACUGCAACGAAUCACUAUUCUAACGACCCCUACUCGAGUUCAGAAUAUUGGCCAGUAGGACCAGGACAAUUAACAAACACUGGAAAGACACAACACUUCAGACUAGGCCAAUAUACACGUGAAAGGUACAAUGACACUUUACCAAGAGCUUACGCCAGUGACUUCUUCUACGUACAAACAACUGAGGUUGAUAGAACUCACAUGUCAGCCCAAUGUAAUGUCUUAGGGUUGUUUCCCCCUACAGCAGCAGAACAAUGGAAUCCAGAUAUAUCUUGGAGUCCAAUUCCCAUUCAUCCAUUAGAUUCAGAUAUCUUAUCUCCUCUUCCACUAUGUAAGGCCUAUUUCGAAGAACAGUCUAGAGUUUUGAAUAACGAAUCAUACUACAAAGACAUCGAUAAGAAGUACGCAGAUUUGUAUGAUUAUCUCACAAUACACAGUGGCGAUAAUGUUACUUCUCUGAGUGGAGUGGGGUCUAUUUUCGAUAGUCUGUUUAUCGAAAAUGAGUUUGGCUAUACUUUACCUUCAUGGACUGAUGCUGUUUUCCCGGAGCCUAUAACCACUCUGGCAGGAUAUUCGUUCCAAAGUAGUGGAUACACCACCAAACUGGCACGUCUGAGUGCUGGAACGUUCCUCAAAGAGGUUAUAGAACACUUUGAAAAAAUGCAACAAAAUACUACCAGUGCUCAUUUUUUCCGAAUGUAUAGCGGCCACGACUUCAAUAUUGUUCAAAUACUCUCGGCUUUGGGUGCAUAUGAGCCUCACGUCCCAUAUUUUGCAAGCACCAUCUACUUUGAAUUGUGGAAAUCUUUUCUUGGGACUUACCACGUCAACAUUUAUUAUAAACAAAAAGACGUUAUCAAGAAGAUUACACCAAAAGGUUGUUUGCAAUUCGAUUGUAACCUCAGCCAUUUAAAAAAAGAACUUCAUGAUGUCCUCAUUGACUCGAAAACUAAGGCAGAAGAAUGUAAUUCAUGAAUAUAUCUUGAAUGGUAUAUGUGAAAUGACUUAAAUAUAUCAGAACUCUGCACUGUAA